AUGGCCGAUCCCGAGAACCAGGGCCCCGCGGAGCCCGGCCAGGCGGCCGCGGCGGCCGCAGCAGCGGAGGCGGCCGCGGCGGUGGAGGAGGUAAUGGCGGAAGGCGGUGCGCAGGGGGGCUCGGACAGCGCGUCCGGAGACUCGGACGGUGCGGUCGGCCAGACGGCCGAGGAGCCCCAGGCCCCUGCGGAGAAUGCACCCAAGCCUAGAAAUGACUUUAUCGAGAGCCUGCCUAACUCGGUGAAAUGCCGGGUCCUGGCCCUGAAAAAGCUGCAGAAGCGGUGCGAUAAGAUCGAAGCCAAAUUCGACAAGGAAUUUCAGGCGCUGGAGAAAAAGUACAACGACAUCUAUAAGCCCUUACUCGCCAAGAUCCAAGAGCUCACCGGUGAGAUGGAGGGGUGUGCAUGGACUUUAGAGGGGGAUGAGGAGGAAGACGAUGAGGAGGAGUACGAGGAGGAGGAGGAGGGAGAGGAGGAGGAGGAGGAGGAGGAAGAGCCUGCGGCAGAGGCUGCGGCGGGGGCGGCGGCGGCGGCUGCCAAAGACGAGGGUCCCCACUCUGCAGUGUCUGAUGACGCCAAGAAAUAAGCGGGGGCCGAGAUGGCAGAGGAGAAUGACGAUGCAGAUCAAAACCCAGAUUUUUUUUUUUUUUUUAAUAUUGGUGGACUUGAAAAGGCUCAGGUUUUGCACCAAAAUUCAACGUGAAUCAAUUCUGACAUUCCUGAAACAAUACUAAAUUGAUGCAAUCCGAUUCUGGCCAGCCCGUUUCAAAUGUGAUUUCCAAUUGGAACACAAAAACAUCGAAAAGUCUUGAAAAGGAGUUAAAUUUAAAAUGAUGUUUUCAUGAUCUCUUCUGCGAGGACUGGAGUUGAGACUUACGAAGGGUGUCAAGCAGAUAUG
This is a messenger RNA of Sus scrofa (pig), 897 nucleotides long. It is a transcript of the gene NAP1L5, whose product is annotated as nucleosome assembly protein 1 like 5. Gene Ontology annotation, cellular component: nucleus. The record is from RefSeq and is marked provisional. NCBI's taxonomy places the organism in Eukaryota, Metazoa, Chordata, Mammalia, Artiodactyla, Suidae. Gene Ontology annotation, biological process: nucleosome assembly.